Paramecium sonneborni is the source of this 1017-nucleotide messenger RNA. The record is from the annotation of a GenBank genome assembly. Lineage: Eukaryota; Ciliophora; Oligohymenophorea; Peniculida; Parameciidae.
AUGAGCAAACAAUAUUAGAGUAUAAAUGAUUUGCCAGAUUGGGUUAAAAUGAUCUCAGGUGGUAUUGCAGGAAGUGUAGCAGAAGCUCUAACAAUUCCAAUAGAUACAGCUGUAUAUAAAAUGAUUGAUAUUUGAAUUUAGAAAGUUCGUCUUUAGAUUCAAAAGCCAGAUGCAAAAGGAUAAUAUAAAUAUCAUGGAUUAUUACAUACAACUCGUUAAAUAUACAGUUAAGAAGGAGUUUCUAGUUUAUUUAAAGGUUUAACAGCAGGAAUACAGAGAUAAUUGGUGUUUGCAUCAAUUCGUAUAGGAUUAUAUGAACCUGUAAGAAUAAAAAAUUGAAUAAAUAGAUGCGUGAUUUCUUUUGUGGAAAGGAUUUCAAAGGAGAUCCUCCCUUGUCUAAAAAGAUUUAUGCUGGUUUAGCAACAGGUGGAAUUGGUAUAUCAGUAGCAAGUCCAUUUGAUGUAAUAAAGGUAAGAUUCUAAGUAGAUGGUAAUCUACCAAUAGAAUAACGUAGAUAUAAAAAUUUAACUGAUGCAUACAUAAAGAUUUAUAAAUAAGAUGGGUAAUAAUUAUAUAAUAAAUUUAAGAUUGCAUGGAUUUUGGAGAGGUGUUACUCCAAAUAUUAUAAGAAAUGCUGUUAUUAAUUGUGCUGAAUUAGCUACAUUUGAUCACAUUAAAGAAUCUCUUAUAAAAACAGGAUUAUUUCAUGAAGGAUUAACAUGUCAUUUUGCUUCAAGUGCUUGUGCUGGUUUUAUAGCUGCAGUUGUUGGAUAACCAGUAGACUUAAUUAAAACUAGAGUUAUGAAUUAAAAUGUUGGUGUUUUAACUGUUGUUAUGAACAUUAUAAAAAAUGAAGUAACAAUUUAUAUUUUAUAUUAAUAGAAAUUGCUAAAUCUAUACAAUGGAUUUUCAGCAAAUGCAGGUAGAAUCAUCACCUGGAACAUUUGUAUGUUUGUUACAUUAGGAUAAGUUAGAUUAUUUGCAUUAAAUAAUUUCUAUAAGUCACGUGAAUGAUCA